GCUGCUGGGCCAUGGCGCAUAAAGCCUCUGGCCACCUGCAGGGUUACUGCUGCGCCGACCACUGCCUGGGACUCACCUUGCUGAAGCGUGAGCCUCGGCUUCUGUCAUCUCUGUGGCCUCCGUCGCCUCGGUCGUUGUCCCCUUCAGGCCCUGAGCCCCGCGAGCCCGGGCCGCACACGCGGACAUGGGCGGCAGCGCCAGGGCGCGCUGGGUGGCGGUGGGGCUGGGCGUCGUGGGGCUGCUGUGCGCUGUGCUCGGCGUGGUUAUGAUCCUCGUGGUGCCCUCGCUCAUCAAACAGCAGGUGCUGAAGAAUGUCCGCAUAGACCCCAGCAGCCUGUCCUUUGGGAUGUGGAAGGAGAUUCCUGUCCCCUUCUACUUGUCCGUCUACUUCUUCGAGGUGGUCAACCCCAGCGAGAUCCUAAAGGGCGAGAAGCCAGUAGUGCGGGAACGUGGACCCUAUGUCUACAGGGAAUUCAGACAUAAGGCCAACAUCACCUUCAAUAACAAUGAUACUGUGUCCUUCGUGGAACGCCGCAGCCUCCAUUUUCAGCCUGACAGGUCCCACGGCUCCGAGAGUGACUACAUUGUGCUGCCUAACAUCCUGGUCUUGGGGGGCGCAGUGAUGAUGGAGAGCAAGUCUGCAGGCCUGAAGCUGAUGAUGACCUUGGGGCUGGCCACCAUGGGCCAGCGUGCCUUUAUGAACCGCACAGUUGGUGAGAUUCUCUGGGGCUACGAGGAUCCCUUUGUGAAUUUUAUCAACAAAUACUUCCCAGACAUGUUCCCCAUCAAGGGCAAGUUCGGCCUGUUUGUUGAGAUGAACAACUCAGACUCUGGGCUCUUCACUGUGUUCACGGGCGUCCAGAACUUCAGCAAGAUCCACCUGGUGGACAGAUGGAACGGACUCAGCAAGAUCAACUAUUGGCAUUCAGAGCAGUGCAACAUGAUCAAUGGGACUUCUGGGCAGAUGUGGGCGCCAUUCAUGACUCCCCAAUCCUCACUGGAAUUCUUCAGUCCUGAGGCUUGCAGGUCCAUGAAGCUCACCUACCAUGAUUCAGGGGUGUUUGAAGGCAUCCCCACCUAUCGAUUCACGGCCCCUAAAACUUUGUUUGCCAAUGGGUCUGUCUACCCACCCAAUGAAGGCUUCUGCCCAUGCCUCGAAUCUGGCAUUCAAAAUGUCAGCACCUGCAGGUUUGGUGCACCUCUGUUUCUGUCACACCCUCACUUCUACAAUGCAGACCCCGUGCUGUCAGAAGCCGUUCUUGGUCUGAACCCUGACCCAAAGGAGCAUUCCUUGUUCCUAGACAUCCAUCCGGUCACUGGGAUUCCCAUGAACUGUUCUGUGAAGUUGCAGCUGAGCCUCUACAUCAAAUCUGUCAAGGGCAUUGGGCAAACAGGGAAGAUCGAGCCCGUGGUCCUGCCACUGCUAUGGUUUGAACAGAGCGGUGCCAUGGGCGGCGAGCCCCUGAACACGUUCUACACGCAGCUGGUGCUGAUGCCCCAAGUGCUUCACUAUGCGCAGUAUGUGCUGCUGGGGCUGGGCAGCCUCCUGCUGCUGGUGCCCAUCAUCUACCAGUUGCGCAGCCAGGAGAAAUGCUUUUUAUUUUGGAGUGGUAGUAAAAAGGGCUCGCAGGAUAAGGAGGCCGUUCAGGCCUACUCUGAGUCUCUGAUGUCACCAGCUGCCAAGGGCAAGGUGCUGCAAGAAGCCAAACUGUAGGGUCCCAAAGACAUCAUGAGCCCCCCAAACCUGAUAGCUUGGUCAGACCAGCCAUCCAGUCCCUAUACCCCACUUCUUGAGGACUCUCUCAGCGGACAGCCUGCCAGUGCCAUGGCCUGAGCCCCCAGAUGUCACACCUGUCCGCACAGCACACAUGCGUCCAGGCGUGUGCAAAGAAACACUCAGGGACCAGGGACAGACCCCUGCUGAAGGCGCAUGCGCAUGCUGAGUCACAGGCACACUCUUCUAAAUGGUCUGUGAGCCAGGCUUCGGGACUGCAACUGCCACCAGCCCCUCCCAUGGGGAGCUGGCCCUACCCAGGCCCGCCACUUCAUGCUACCCUCAUCUUUCUCCAUCAGGCUGAAAGGCGCAGUCCCCAGGGAAGACAGAACUGUCACUCCUAGGGGUUGGGCAUGCAUCAGCCUCUUGUGCCAAGGCCAGGCAAGUAGUUCCAGGUCCUAACGGGUCUACACAUGCGCUCUGGAGCUGCGCCUGGCCCUUUUCCUCCAGUCUCUGCUAUGUCGCCUAAACACUGAAUUGGCCACAGUAAGUGACCAGAGUGGCAGGCCCCUCAGGGUCCUUAGUUUUCAGGUGUGGGCCAUCUACCCCUGGCACCUGGUCCUCUGGCAUCUGGCCUGGUGUCCUGGUGUACUUCCCCAGAGGGUGGGGGACAAGGAGGCCCAACGCUCUGCAACUGUUCCUUUUUCUACUGGAAGAAAAAUUUUAUCAUCUCUUGGAAGAAACUCAUGAUUGAAGCAAUAAACGUUUUCACAGAUUU
Messenger RNA from Phodopus roborovskii (desert hamster), 2492 nucleotides. It is a transcript of the gene Scarb1, whose product is annotated as scavenger receptor class B member 1. Bases 185 to 1714 code for a protein of 509 amino acids. The record is from RefSeq and is a predicted model, not a curated record. The transcript is spliced from 13 exons. NCBI's taxonomy places the organism in Eukaryota, Metazoa, Chordata, Mammalia, Rodentia, Cricetidae. Gene Ontology annotation, cellular component: caveola; cytoplasm. Gene Ontology annotation, molecular function: lipid binding; scavenger receptor activity; low-density lipoprotein particle binding. Gene Ontology annotation, biological process: plasma lipoprotein particle clearance; recognition of apoptotic cell; cholesterol import.